Molecule: messenger RNA, 1518 nt
Organism: Cotesia glomerata
Lineage: Eukaryota; Metazoa; Arthropoda; Insecta; Hymenoptera; Braconidae
Product: aquaporin AQPcic-like
Exons: 5
Coding region: 216-1043 (275 amino acids)
Biological process (GO): transmembrane transport
Cellular component (GO): plasma membrane
Molecular function (GO): water channel activity
Source: RefSeq, a predicted model, not a curated record
ACUGACAACGCGAGCUGGUACUCUCGUGGUAUCAUAAGAGUGUGACAAACGACUUACACACGACUCUCGAGUAAGGCGCGCGAGACCACUUCAGAGAGUUCAUCUGCUACUAUACCUUUGGGAUUAUAUAUUAUACACGUUAAAUUCACCAGCUACUGAGAGUUAAUAAAUAUAUUUUAUAUUUCUUUCGAUAAAAAAUCGUGUGCCUACCGACAAUGGCUAAUCGUGAAAGCAAGUCGAAGUUAUACAAAAUGAUGUAUGGACAUGGGGAUAUGUGGGACACAUUUCUCAGUGGUAUGGCUGAACUAGUCGGUACUGGAUUACUUGUAUUCCUUGGAUGUGGUGGGUGUAUCGGAAGUUUAGGAGUUUCACCAUCACAUUUACAAAUAACUUUGACUUUUGGUUUGGCAGUUAUGAUUGUUAUUCAGUGCUUUGGCCAUAUAAGUCAUGCCCACGUGAAUCCUGCAAUUACGGUGGGAUCUGUGGUAUUGGGAAUGAAAUCGAUAUCCGAAGCUGCCGUGUAUAUUAUUGCUCAGAUCCUCGGCGGUAUUUUGGGUUAUGGUCUACUCAAGCUCAGCACACCAACUGGUUUUUUGUCAUCUGGCGGUCCAGAAGCUGCCUCAAUGUUCUGUGUUACGACGAUAAGCCCCCAAGUUUCAAAUAUUCAAGGUCUUAUGGUAGAAACUAUGGCGACAAUGGUCCUAAUGUUGAUAGCGUGUGCAGUAUGGGACAUACGUAAUGCCUCAAACACAGAUUCCACAUCCAUCAGAUUUGGGUUGGGCGUAACUUGUCUCGCAACUAUUUUCGGGCCAUACACUGGCUGCAGUAUGAAUCCAGCUCGAUCUUUUGCUCCAGCUAUUUGGAAUAAUUCAUGGCUGGGACAUUGGGUUUACUGGUUUGGACCUAUUGCCGGAGCUGCAAUAUCUGCUUCGCUCUACCGAAUUGUUUUCGGUCUCAAAACUCAUGACAAAGAGACUCUAACACCCAUUUCCGAGAGCAUUCAUCUGAAUAGUGUUGAUACUGAUAAAUCAGAGCGAGUUUGAUGCGAUUUGAAGAAUUUCAAAACCAAGUUUACUGAGUGCGAGUUUUGUGCAAACAUCUCAAGCACGUAAAACAGAGCAAACACGAUCAAAGAAGUAAAGCGAAAGUACACAACAAUAUCUCUAAAGUUUAAAGUCUUCCACGUGUCUUCUCUCAUCUGAGUUUGAGGAUAUUAUGCAAAGGAGAUUAUAAACGGUUGAAUCAAUAAAUAGCCUCAAGAGUUUACCGAACUACAUUAAAGUAAUAAUAAUAAUUAUAACAAUAGAAAUUAUUUAUCCAUACAUGUGCCAUCUGUUUUUAUACAUCACUUUUCUACAAUUACUUCUAUUUAAUAAACAAAUAAAAAUGCUCAUUUAUUUAGGGUAAGUUAAUAAACUUUGUUGUCAACACUCUUAACGCAUAAUCAAAUUAUAGAUUUUAUAAGAAUGUUAAUAAGUGUAUAUUUUAAUUACUUAAAAUUCAUAUUUUCAAAUAAUA